UUGAAAUAAAAAGAAAGACACAUGUUUAUGUUACUUUAAGGCAAAGAAAUUUACCGUUCUCCCAUAUUCGAAGCAAAAUAUCAUAGUUUAAGUGAAGUGGACGAUUCAAUAUAAUUACAGCAUAUUUAUAUUGUGAAGAACAUUCAAAUAUCUUAAGAGGAUCCCACUUUGUUACAUUCAAGUUUGUAUUAUCCUGCAUUGCUGGAUGUAACUUAACUGUCUUGAAAUCUAAACAAAUAGUUCACAGCUAGGUUAUAACUCACAAAUUUUUUAAUUUAUGAUUUAAAGUAUUCAAUCACUGUUACUCAAAUUUUUAGUUAUUGAGGCCUUAUGUAACUACAGAAAAAUAUUUAAGUAGAAUUAAAUAUACAACAUUCAGCAGUUAUGUUUGAACUUACGUAAUAAUUGCCGGAAUCUAUUUGUGACGAAGCUCAAUUUCAAAAUAUUUCUUCUAAGGUUGCACAUAACGUAUAUAUUCACAUAAAUGCCUACAUUAAAUGAGAUAAUAAAAAUUAGAGAGUAGAAAAGAUAAAUUUAUCAGUAUCUGUAUUUCAAAUUUCAAGGUCAUUGAAACCAUUUAUGAUAAAUGUUUUUUCUAAACCUUUCCAUAGAGACAAGCAACGUUUAAAACAUACAUCAAUUCUUUAAAAAAAUAAUUAAAUUUAUUGUUUGUACUGAAGAAAUAUGACAAUGUCAUUAACUUUUUUUUAGCUUUUUGUACAUUUAAUUACUCCGAUAUUUAAAUAAUUUAGAUUGAUGAAAAUAAUUAUUUGAAAUGUCUUCCAAAAUUUGGUUUUGGAAAAAGGUAUCUGGUAACACUAACCACUUUAAUGAUAUACUUUAUUUAUGUCCAAAAUUACUUCCAAGUCAAGGCAUUCUUAUAUAUUUUGGAGGUGAUGUACAAGAUAUUGAGGAAAAUAUGAAACAACAUCCAGAUAGUAAAAAAUAUGUAGAGUGGAGUUUAGAAAAUACUGCACACAUACUUUCAACAAAUUUUCCAACUAAACAUGUACUUGUCAUUCGACCAUCAAGAAUACACCUAACAAGAAAUGCUAGCUUCAGUUGUUAUGAUAAUUUUGUACCUUCAAAUGAGUAUGGUGUACCAUCAUUUUCUCCAUGUCAUAACGCUUUAAAACAUUUACAAGGAUUAGUAAAUUCCUUGUUAGAAAAUUUGAAAGCAUAUAAUAAAAAUGAGGAUCCUACUCAUUUUAAUAUUGGUGAAACAACAUUAUCGUUAAUGGGCUUUAGCAAAGGCUGUGUUGUACUGAACCAAUUACUCCAUGAAUUUCAUUACUAUCGCAAUAAAUCACAUUUUGAUUUUGAAAUUAGUAACUUCAUAAAGCUCAUUGACUAUAUGUGGUGGUUGGAUGGCGGACAUGGAGGUUUGAAAGAUACAUGGAUCACAGAUAAACCUAUAUUAGAGUCUUUUGCAAACUUAAAAAUAGGAGUUCAUGUACAUGUCACGCCAUAUCAAGUUUGUGACUUUCAUCGUCCAUGGAUCCGUGAAGAAGAAAAUCAGUUUUGUAAUAUUUUACAAAGUAUGGGAGUUCCUUUGAAACGAAUUUUACACUUUGCAGAUGAACCAAGAAGUUUAGAAUUACAUUUUAAUGUUCUUAAAACUAUUGGAAAUUAUACUUAGUUAUGUUUUAUUAUUUGAUUUGAUUAAAGUACGCUUUGAGGAACAAUUAAUCACGAGGAAAAACUAUAAGUACGAAGUACAUUAUUGUUGAGAAGACUUAAUUUUUCUAUGUUAUAUUACAUAAUAUACUCUCUGUGUAAAAAUUACUUAGAUCAUUGUAAAAAUAUUAAUACAUUCGCUACCGCCAACAUGAAUUCAUGCCUCUUCAAAUAUAAUAACUUUCAAAAAACAGAUCAUUACAAGACUAGUAUUUCAAAACAAAUUUUAUAACUUUUGUCCCUGUUUAAAUGUCAGAAAUUUAUGGCAAUUAGCUUAAAAGUUUCUUCAUAUUCAUUAGAAAAUUAUAUAUUAACAGAUUAAAAUAUUAACAGAUUAUACACAAAAAAUCUGUAGUGAUCACUAUUUAUAGAUACGCACAAUUUGUGACUAUUUAUGUAUAGGGACAAUAAAAUGGAUAACUGCUAUAGUGCUGGCUAAUACAAUAAAGAUUAAUUCCAUUAACAACCCAACAGUGUUAAUAAUCAGAAAUGAGUGUCCUAUGUAUCCAAAAAUAUGCGUGUAUAAAUAUUUAACAUAUAAUAUCUUACACAAUUUUUGUAUGUUACUUUUGAAUAUUUGUUAAUUUUAAAUUUAGUU
This is a messenger RNA of Nomia melanderi (Alkali bee), 2275 nucleotides long. Its product is annotated as mitochondrial protein C2orf69 homolog. NCBI's taxonomy places the organism in Eukaryota, Metazoa, Arthropoda, Insecta, Hymenoptera, Halictidae. Gene Ontology annotation, cellular component: mitochondrion. The record is from RefSeq and is a predicted model, not a curated record.